This is a messenger RNA of Amaranthus tricolor (Joseph's coat), 576 nucleotides long. RefSeq lists its product as uncharacterized. The record is from RefSeq and is a predicted model, not a curated record. The transcript is spliced from 2 exons. NCBI's taxonomy places the organism in Eukaryota, Viridiplantae, Streptophyta, Magnoliopsida, Caryophyllales, Amaranthaceae. The coding region runs from base 13 to 447 and encodes 144 amino acids.
CAUCCCGCCUCCAUGCGACAUAGAAGCGGAGCUCCACCACUCUCGCAAGGGUCGGGAUCCCAAGAACUGGCUAGAGGUCAACUGGUGGCAUGUCGCUCGUUGGGAGCACAGGCUAGAUCUGCUUGCCCAAGGUGCGCCGAUCGAGGCUGCAGGCGCACCUACUACGGCGGAUUACAUGCCGUGGUUGCUCUCCAUUACUCGCCGAUGGAUGACACCACGAGGUAUCUUGGCGGCAUCCCAGUACAAUCCCGCAGCACCGACGAUGACACACUUUGCACAGGGCAUUGCAUCAGUCAUCGGCUCCUCCCAAGAGGAGCCCGUACGGGAGAUUGCCCAAGGCAUACUCCAAGGCACGUAGUUUCAACACUUCAUUCCGAAAGUAACUGCGCCCCACACCACUACGUACGCGUACGAGUCAUCUGCUCAUCAACCCGACGUUCAUCUUGAGGAGGUUGACUUAACGUGUCCGGACUACGGUGUCGGGUCCUCACAGGGUGCCACAUCAUCAAACUAUCAAUCCCCUCCCCUACCCGAGCGUCAUGCGACUGCAUCUUACUAUCGUAGGAGGCGUCGUAA